Messenger RNA from Schizosaccharomyces cryophilus OY26, 1931 nucleotides. RefSeq names its product sphingoid long chain base kinase. Bases 102 to 1490 code for a protein of 462 amino acids. The record is from RefSeq and is a predicted model, not a curated record. Gene Ontology annotation, cellular component: cytoplasm; intracellular membrane-bounded organelle; membrane. NCBI's taxonomy places the organism in Eukaryota, Fungi, Ascomycota, Schizosaccharomycetes, Schizosaccharomycetales, Schizosaccharomycetaceae. The transcript has 3 exons. Gene Ontology annotation, biological process: sphingosine biosynthetic process.
GUUUUAUCCGCUUUCUUUUAUUUUUUUUCACCUUCCGAUAUCAAUCCUCUCCUUUAAUCCUUCAUUUCACCUUUAAAAUUCAAUAAAAAGGUAGAAGAAGGAUGCAGUUUGGUUUUAUUGAAAAUUCCAUUGUGUUAGACGAAGACGAAAGGAUUUUAUAUGUUCAUAAGUCAUGUCUGGUGCUUCCCACCAUUGUAAAUAGUUGCUGCUCUUUAAAAGAACUCAAACCGGAUUUGCUGCUGCCGUUAAAAUAUCUCCUGAGGGUAGACACAGUUGAUUCACAGGCUGUAGUUCUCCAUUUUCUUUCGCCGUCUACUAAAAAAUGCAGCCACUGUACUGUGUUUUCCUUAAACGACGCAAUUGAAUUUCGAGAGAGUUUGAUGGAAAAGGGCUAUACAGGUGCCCAUGGAUUUAAACGGUUUUUGGUUCUCAUCAAUCCAUUCGGCGGACAAGGAAAAGCAAAACAAAUUUGGCAACAGAGCGCUUCACCUGUGUUUCAAACCGCUCAUUUGGACUGUCAGGUUAUUUUCACGGAGUACCGGAACCAUGCUAGAAGCAUCGUUCGAAAUAUUGAUCUGAACACGUUGGAUGCGAUUCUGUCUGUUGGUGGUGAUGGACUUUUUCACGAGUGUUUGAAUGGGUUAGGUGACAGAAAAGAUAGUGAUUCUGCAUUUGAAACGCCUCUCUGCAUGAUUCCUGGUGGGACAGGAAAUGCAUUCAGUUAUAAUGCUACCCAACAGACACAUCCAGCUUUAGUGGCCCUGGAGAUUGUAAAAGGAGUAAAAAAGUCAUUCGAUUUGAUGAGUUUUGAUCAAAAUGGGAGUAGAUCAUAUUCAUUUCUUUCGGCAAACUACGGUAUCAUAGCUGACAGUGAUGUGGGAACAGACAAUCUGAGAUUUAUGGGUGAAAACCGAGCCUUCCUUGGAUUUUUCCUUCGUUUAUUGCAAAAGCCUAGUUGGAAUUGCAAAGUGGAAAUGGAAGUCGUCUCCUCUGAUCGGAACGAAAUUAGAAAAAAUUACCUACAGCAUUUACAACGAACUUCCGUUAACAGAGAUGGUGGGUUUGCAGACAACAUAAUAAAACUUCCAUUAUAUAAUGAAGAGAAUAUAUCUCGAGUCAAUCUUGACAUUAAUGAUCUCUCGGUCUUCUAUGCAGGUCUUCUACCUUAUGUCGCUGCUGAUAUGCGAGUGUUUCCUGCCUGUCAUGUUGAUGAUGGUUUAAUCGACAUUGCUGUCGUUCGCGCAAAUCCGUUCCGUAAAUCCUUACUUAGCAUAUUUACGUGUGUCGAAAGUGGUGAGCAUUUCUAUUCCAAAUACUUAUCCUACUACAAAGUUCGAUCGUUCCGUUUUACACCUAUAAACACAGGGCACCAUCAUUUUUUUGUUUUGGAUGGAGAGGAAUAUCCUUUUGAGCCCUUUGAAUGUCGUGCUGCUCCUAGCUUAGGGACUACUUUGGCUUCUCAAGCCGGAUUUAAACUUUUAAGCUUAUAAACCCGGGUUUCUUAUUAUGCCUCUUGAGCUCCCUUCUCACAUCAUACCUUUUUAUAAUUAAUCGGUUUUAAAGCGGUUAGUCAUUUUGUUUUGCAUUGUUAAUAUUCCACAGACAAUAUACUAAACUAUACGUUUACCUUCUUUUAAAAUUCGAAUCUGAAAUACGAUCUAACCAUGGAAAUUUACAACGUUCUUUUUAUUCUCUUCAUUCUUUUCGCUAUGAUUCAGGCUCGCAAAAUCGCAAUAGUCCAUUGCAUGUUAAAUAAAAUUUUAAAUUAUAGCCUUAAAUCAAGCAAAGAAAGAUUAUAAAAACAGCUUUGUUUUUAUGGAUGCUAAUAAAAAUAGAAACUAACUGGGACUUUUGCUUUUUCAAGUCGUUUCAUUUUCCUAUUGUUUACUAUUUACUUCCUCACAUCAUCUCUACCCAACUUCACAAUAUAA